Ictalurus furcatus (blue catfish) is the source of this 2005-nucleotide messenger RNA. Its product is annotated as shaker-related potassium channel tsha2-like. NCBI's taxonomy places the organism in Eukaryota, Metazoa, Chordata, Actinopteri, Siluriformes, Ictaluridae. The transcript has a single exon. Bases 1 to 1449 code for a protein of 482 amino acids. The record is from RefSeq and is a predicted model, not a curated record. Gene Ontology annotation, molecular function: delayed rectifier potassium channel activity; protein binding. Gene Ontology annotation, biological process: protein homooligomerization; potassium ion transmembrane transport. Gene Ontology annotation, cellular component: voltage-gated potassium channel complex; membrane.
AUGACGGCGGAUUCGGCUGAGCCCGUGCACACGUCUCCCUCUCUCCGGUUCGAGCGCGACGCGGAUCUGACCGAGCGGGACGGCAGCGAGCGCGUGUUCAUCAACGUGUCCGGACUGCGCUUCGAGACGCAGCUCAAGACUCUCUCCCGCUUCCCGAACACACUCCUGGGUGACCCGCACAAACGCACCCGUUUCUUUGACCCGCUCCGAAACGAGUACUUCUUCGACCGGAACCGACCCAGCUUCGACGCCAUCCUGUACUACUAUCAAUCCGGCGGGAGGCUCCGCCGACCCCUGAACGUACCGGUAGAGAUUUUCAUGGAGGAGAUCAAGUUUUACGAGAUCGACGAGGCCGUGAUACAGGGCUUCAUCGAUGAUGAAGGGCUUAGCAAGGAGAAGGAGCGCCCGAUGCCCACCAACGAGUUCCAGCGGCAGGUUUGGCUCCUGUUCGAGUAUCCCGACAGCUCGCGAGCAGCCCGAAUGAUCGCCAUUGUGUCAGUGAUGGUCAUCUUGAUAUCGAUCGUCAUCUUCUGCUUGGAGACGUUACCAGAAUUCAGAGGUUCCGGCGAUGUGCUGAGCGGACAGGCACCUGUUAACGGGACAACUGAAGAACGCUGGAAUGGCAUCUCGUUCACGGACCCGUUCUUCCUGCUCGAGACGCUCUGCAUCGCGUGGUUCUCCUUCGAGAUGUUCAUGAGGUUCAUGUCGUGUCCGAGCAAGUCCGCGUUCUACAAGGACAUCAUGAACACCAUCGACAUCAUAGCAAUCGUUCCGUACUUCAUAACUCUGGGUCUGGAGCUUGCAGAGCACCGAGGGAACGCGCAGCACGCCGCGUCCCUGGCCGUGCUCAGAGUUAUCCGCCUCGUGCGCGUCUUCCGUAUUUUCAAACUCUCGCGGCACUCGAAGGGACUUCAGAUCCUGGGCCGGACUCUGCACGCCAGCAUGCGCGAGCUGGGACUGCUCAUCUUUUUCCUCGUCAUUGGCAUCGUCCUGUUCUCCAGCGCGGUCUUCUUCGCUGAGGUGGACGACCCCGGGACGAGCUUCACCAGCAUCCCGGAGUCGUUCUGGUGGGCUGUGGUUACCAUGACUACAGUGGGAUACGGCGACAUGAGUCCCGUCACGUUCGGUGGUAAAAUCGUUGGUUCGAUGUGUGCGGUGGCCGGUGUGCUCACUAUUGCCCUGCCUGUACCUGUCAUCGUGUCCAACUUCAGCUAUUUCUACCAGCGGGAAAAUAACGAGGAUGAUCACAACACCUACACGCAUGUAACCUGCGGGUGUCCCGUGGCCUCGUUUGAUGAAAACAGCAUGCCUAAAAGUGGAAGCAUAUUCACACCCGUUAAAUCAGUGUGCUCGGGGAAUAAUAAUGAUAAUAAUGAUGAUGACUUUAAUUUCUCCGUCUACUGUAAUUUUAAUCUGCAUGAAUACACAGGGAAGCUGACAGAUGUGUGAGCACCCAAAAAACAAACAAACAACCAAACAGCAUUUUGAGAGUGGAAUUAGAGCAGAGGUUCUCAAAGUGGGGUCUGGGUUCCCCGGGGUCAGUUAAAGCAUAGCUUUAUAUAUAGGGUCAUAUUUUUUUAUUAUUUAAAAAUUUAUUUUGUUUUAGUGGUUAUUCUCAGUGGUAGAAAUAAAAGUCCACCGUUAUCAAACCUGACAAUAAAUCCAGUUUAGUCUGAGCAACCACCAACACAACAGCAAUGAAUAAGGCAAUUAGAACAUUUUUUGAAAAACAUUUCAAAAUUUUGUAAUAUAGCCUAGGUAAACGAUGCACAUGCACCCGGCCAUCCACAUGAUGUAAAAGAAAAUGUGAUUCAUCAGGCCACUUUCUUCCAUUGCUCCAUGGUUCAGUUCUGAUGCUCACAUGCCCAUUGUACGCACUUUCUGCAGUGAAAAAUGGGUCAGCAUGGGCACUCUGAUCGGUCCACUCAACAAGCUGUGAUUCACUGUGUGUUCUGGUACUUUUCUAUCAUAAUCAUCUCUAUCAUGAUCUCCUCUAUCAUUAAUG